This is a messenger RNA of Carya illinoinensis, 7797 nucleotides long. RefSeq names its product serine/threonine-protein kinase TOR-like. The transcript has 57 exons. The coding region runs from base 235 to 7659 and encodes 2474 amino acids. Gene Ontology annotation, cellular component: TORC2 complex; TORC1 complex; nucleus. Gene Ontology annotation, molecular function: protein binding; protein serine/threonine kinase activity; protein-containing complex binding. The record is from RefSeq and is a predicted model, not a curated record. NCBI's taxonomy places the organism in Eukaryota, Viridiplantae, Streptophyta, Magnoliopsida, Fagales, Juglandaceae. Gene Ontology annotation, biological process: negative regulation of macroautophagy; TOR signaling.
ACCAUCGGUCCAAAGAGACAGAAAACAGCGACUAUACAUAUUUGGUGCUCAGUUGUCUCUAUUUUCCAUGAUUCUUACCCUGAAGUAACGCCUUUAACCAAAAAACCGGACACAAGCUGUGGGUUUGUUCCCACUACUUGGAUGCCUUGGGUAAUCGAAGAUCUGAGUGGAAGAUAACGGAGAAAGAUAGGUAGGGGGGUAAGGUUCUAGGGUUUCCUCAUUUGUGGGAGCCACAUGGCCUCUUCCACUCCGCAGACGCUCCGAUUCUCCGUCGGUGCUGCAUCUGCCGCUGCCGGGGCUGGAGGCGGUAACUUUGACGCGCUCAACCGAAUCCUCGCUGAUCUCUGCACACGUGACAAGCCCAAGGAAGGGACUUCAUUAGCUUUAAGAAAACAUCUGGAAGAAGAAGCUCGUGACCUUAGUGGAGAAGCUUUUUCUCGUUUCAUGGAUCAGUUGUACGAUCGAAUAUCUAGUCUUUUAGACAGUAAUGAUGCUGCUGAAAAUUUGGGAGCUUUAAGAGCUAUUGAUGAGUUGAUAGAUGUGGCACUUGGUGAGAAUGCCUCCAAGGUUUCGAAGUUUUCUAAUUACAUGCGGACAGUGUUUGAGGUAAAGCGGGAUCCUGAAAUUCUUGUGCUUGCUAGUAGAGUCCUGGGCCAUCUAGCCAGGGCUGGUGGAGCAAUGACUGCAGAUGAAGUGGAACACCAGGUAAAAAUUGCUCUGGAUUGGCUUCGUGGGGACAGAGUAGAUCGCCGUUUUGCUGCUGUGUUAAUCUUGAAAGAAAUGGCUGAAAAUGCUUCAACUGUGUUCAAUGUUCAUGUACCUGUGUUUGUUGAUGCUAUCUGGGUUGCCUUAAGGGAUCCAACAUUGGCUGUUCGAGAGAGAGCUGUGGAGGCUUUGCGGGCUUGCCUUAAAGUUAUUGAAAAGCGUGAGACACGUUGGCGUGUGCAGUGGUAUUAUCGUAUGUUUGAGGCUACACAGGAUGGAUUGGUUAGAAAUGCUCCUGUACACAGCAUACAUGGUUCUUUACUUGCAGUUGGGGAGCUUUUGAGGAAUACGGGUGAAUUUAUGAUGUCAAGAUAUAGAGAAGUUGCUGAAAUUGUCCUCAGAUACCUAGAGCAUCGGGAUCGGCUUGUUCGCCUGAGCAUAACUCAGCUGCUACCUCGCAUUGCUCAUUUCCUGCGUGAUCGAUUUGUCACAAACUAUUUGACGAUAUGCAUGAAUCAUAUUCUUGCAGUUCUGCGAAUACCAGCUGAACGUGCCAGUGGAUUCAUUGCCCUUGGGGAGAUGGCUGGUGCUUUGGAUGGGGAUCUUGUCCACUAUUUGCCGACAAUUACAUCUCACUUACGUGAUGCAAUUGCUCCACGUAGAGGGAAACCUUCACUUGAGGCUUUGGCUUGUGUUGGAAGCAUCGCCAAAGCAAUGGGCCCGGCGAUGGAACCUCAUGUUCGUGGUCUGUUGGAUGUUAUGUUUUCUGCUGGUCUUUCCUCAACACUUGUAGAAGCCCUUGAGCAAAUAACUGUCAGUAUUCCAUCUUUGCUGCCUACUAUUCAAGAUCUGUUGCUUGGUUGCAUUUCGAUGGUUCUUUCAAAAUCCCAUUAUCCUCAGGGGAGGCAUGUUGUUGGUACGGUAAGAGGAAAUAUGAUGAAUAUUCCUCAGCUGGCUUCAGACCUUACUGGUUCAGCCUUAGUGCCACUUGCUUUGCAGACCCUCGCUCGUUUUAAUUUCAAGGGCCAUGAUCUCCUCGAGUUUGCGAGGGAUUCGGUUGCUGUAUAUUUGGAUGAUGAGGAUGGAGGCACGCGAAAAGAUGCCGCCCUUUGUUGUUGCAGAUUAGUUACAAAUUCUUUUUCUGGUAUAGCAUGUGCACAAUUUGGUCCUAGUAGGCUGAAUCGAACUGGAGGAAAGCGACGGCGUCUUGUUGAGGAGCUUGUGGAAAAGCUUCUCAUUGCAGCUGUUGCAGAUGCUGAUGUCACUGUUCGGCAUUCUAUAUUUUCCUCUCUUCAUGGGAAUAGAGGUUUUGAUGAUUUUUUGGCGCAGGCGGAUAGUCUGAGUGCAGUUUUUGCUGCUCUAAAUGAUGAGGAUUUUGAUGUCCGAGAAUAUACAAUUUCUCUAGCUGGAAGGUUAUCAGAAAAAAAUCCUGCAUACCUACUUCCAGCACUUCGCCGCCAUCUCAUACAGUUAUUGACGUAUCUGGAGCAUAGCAGUGCUGAUAGUAAAUGCAGGGAAGAAAGCGCGAAGUUGCUAGGCUGUCUAAUACGUAAUUGUGAACGGCUAAUUCUCCCAUACAUUGCUCCAAUACACAAGGCACUUGUGGCAAGGCUUAAUGAUGGCACUGGGGUCAAUGCGAAUCAUGGCAUUAUAAGUGGAGUUCUUGUAACUGUUGGGGAUCUUACCAGAGUGGGUGGUUAUUCUAUGAGACAAUACAUUCCCGAGCUUAUGCCCUUGAUUGUUGAAGCUUUAUUGGAUGGAGCAGCAGUCACCAAACGUGAAGUGGCUGUUACUACUCUUGGUCAGGUUGUGCAAAGCACUGGGUACGUCAUAACUCCAUAUAAUGAUUAUCCACAGCUGCUUGUCUUACUCUUGAAAUUGUUGAAUGGCGAGUUAGCAUGGUCUACCAGACGUGAAGUACUAAAGGUUCUUGGUAUUAUGGGUGCUCUGGAUCCUCAUGUAUACAAACGAAAUCAACCAAGUUUGCCAGGGCCACAUGGAGAUGCAACCCGUGCUGCCAGUGAUUCGGGUCAUAUUCAGUCUAUGGAUGAUCUGCCUUUGGAUCUCUGGCCAUCUUUUGCAACAUCUGAAGAUUAUUAUUCCACAGUUGCAAUUAAUUCGCUCAUGCGAAUACUUAGGGAUCCUUCACUUGCUAGUUACCACCUAAAGGUGGUUGGAUCUCUAAUGUUCAUAUUUAAGUCAAUGGGUCUCGGUUGUGUUCCAUACUUACCAAAGGUUUUGCCUGAUCUCUUUCACACUGUUCGUACAUGUGAAGAUACCUUAAAAGAUUUUAUUACAUGGAAGCUUGGAACUUUGGUGUCUAUUGUGCGUCAGCAUAUUAGAAAAUAUCUGCUGGAGUUGCUCUCUUUAAUUUCAGAAUUAUGGGUAUCCUUCAGUAUUCCAGCUACUAGCCGUCCUUCAGUUGGCUAUCCUGUUCUUCACCUAGUGGAACAGCUUUGUUUGGCUCUCAAUGAUGAGUUUAGAGAGCGCCUUCCUGUAAUUCUUCCAGGUUGUAUCCAAGUUCUAAGUGAUGCAGAGAGGUGUAAUGACUACACCUAUGUUCCAGAUAUCCUCCACACUCUGGAAGUUUUUGGUGGGACGUUGGAUGAACAUAUGCAUCUACUUCUUCCUGCACUUAUUCGUUUGUUUAAAGUGGAUGCUUCUGUGGAUAUAAGAGGUGCUGCUAUCAAAACAUUAACAAGAUUGAUCCCACGUGUGCAGGUUACUGGUCACAUAUCUUCUAUUGUGCAUCACUUGAAGCUCAUUUUGGAUGGGAGGAAUGACGAGCUCCGGAACUAUGCUGUUGAUGCACUGUGUUGUCUGGCUCAUGCUCUUGGGGAGGACUUCACCAUUUUUAUCCCAUCAAUACACAAACUUUUGUUGAAACAUCACUUUCAGCACAAGGAAUUCGAGGAAAUUCAAGGUCGCUUGCAAAGACGUGAACCACUGAUCUUGGGGAGUAUGACUGCCCAAAGAUUAAGUCGGCGACUCCCAACAGAGGUUAUCAGUGACCCUUUAGAUGAUAAGGAGAUUGACCCUUAUGAAGAUGGAUCUGAUGUGCAGAAAAAUCUCAGAGGCCAUCAAGUCAAUGAUGGUCGUUUACGAACUGCUGGAGAGGCUUCUCAGCGCAGUACGAAGGAAGAUUGGGCAGAAUGGAUGAGGCAUUUUAGCAUUGAACUUCUGAAGGAAUCUCCUUCUCCAGCCUUAAGAACCUGUGCAAGGCUUGCACAAUUGCAGCCUUUUGUGGGGCGUGAGUUGUUUGCAGCUGGUUUUGUUAGCUGUUGGACACAAUUGAAUGAGAGUAGUCAGAAACAGUUAGUUCGCAGCUUAGAGAUGGCCUUUUCAUCCCCAAACAUUCCUCCUGAAAUUUUGGGAACACUUCUUAACUUGGCAGAGUUCAUGGAACAUGAUGAGAAACCUCUUCCCAUUGACAUCCGCCUCCUUGGUGCCCUUGCGGAAAAGUGCCGUGCAUUCGCUAAAGCCCUGCACUACAAAGAAAUGGAAUUUGAAGGAGCACGCUCCAAGAAGAUGGAUGCUAACCCUGUUGCUGUAGUGGAAAAGCUUAUACAUAUAAACAAUCAAUUACAUCAGCAUGAGGCUGCAGUUGGAAUAUUGACCUAUGCCCAGCAAAAUUUAGGUGUUCAACUGGAGGAGUCAUGGUAUGAGAAACUGCAGCGAUGGGAUGAUGCCCUCAAGGCUUACACUGCUAAAGUCUCUCAAGCAUCUAGUCCACAUUUUGUUUUGGAUGCCAUUUUAGGGCGGAUGCGAUGCCUUGCCGCAUUGGCUCGAUGGGAGGAGCUUAAUAGCUUGUGCAAGGAAUAUUGGACCCCAGCCGAGCCAGCUGCUCGACUAGAAAUGGCACCAAUGGCUGCAAGAGCUGCUUGGAACAUGGGAGAGUGGGAUCAAAUGGCGGAAUACGUGUCCCGAUUAGAUGAUGGUGAUGAAACCAAACUUCGGGUUUUAAGUAACACAGCUGCUGGUGGUGAUGGAAGUAGUAAUGGAACAUUUUUCAGGGCUGUUUUACUAGUUCGAAGAGAAAGGUAUGAUGAAGCACGUGAAUAUGUCGAGAGAGCUAGGAAAUGCCUGGCGACAGAACUUGCUGCUUUGGUUCUGGAGAGCUAUGAACGUGCUUAUAGCAUCAUGGUCCGUGUUCAGCAGCUCUCAGAGCUAGAGGAGGUUAUUGAUUACUGUACCCUUGCUGCUGAAAACCCUGUUGCUGAAGGACGGCGUGCCCUGAUUCUCAAUAUGUGGAAUGAGCGCAUACAAGGAGUGAAACAUAAUGUUGAGGUCUGGCAGGCACUCCUGGCAGUUAGAGCACUUGUUCUACCUCCUACAGAAGAUACCGAAACUUGGCUCAAAUUUGCUUCUCUUUGCCUAAAAAGUGGGCGGAUCAGCCAGGCUAGAUCUACUUUAGUUAAACUUUUACAGUAUGACCCCGAAACAUCUCCUGAAAAUUUAAGGUACCGUGGGCCCCCUCAAGUAAUGCUAGCAUACUUGAAAUAUCAGUGGUCACUUGGGGACGAGGUUAAGCGCAAGGAAGCAUUUGCUGGGCUACAGAAUUUGGCUGUAGAACUUUCAAGUACUCCAAGUAGUGAAACAGUUAUGUCAACUGGAUAUAUUAGCUGUACAAAUCCGACUGUUCCACUCAUUGCCCGUGUAUAUCUUGAACUUGGAACUUGGCAGUGGACACUCUCUCCUGGGUUGGAUGACGAUUCUAUUCAAGAUAUCCUUGUGGCAUUCGAAAAUGCCACUCGAUGUGCGAACAAGUGGGCAGAAGCAUGGCAUACAUGGGCAUUGUUCAAUACAGCAGUAAUGAGACAUUAUACCUUAAGAGGUUUGUCUGACUUUGCAGCACGGUUUGUUGUUGCAGCAGUCACCGGAUAUUUUCAUUCAAUAGCAUGUGGCGCAAAUGCUAAAGGUGUUGAUGAUAGUUUACAGGAUAUACUUCGCCUUCUCACAUUGUGGUUCAACCAUGGAGAUACGGCUGAAGUUCAAAUGGCACUACAGAAAGGGUUUGAACUUGUGAAUAUUAACACAUGGCUUGUGGUUUUACCCCAAAUAAUUGCUCGUAUCCAUUCAUAUAACCAUGCUGUGAGAGAACUGAUACAAUCCCUUUUGGUGCGAAUCGGAAAAAGUCAUCCACAGGCUCUUAUGUAUCCUCUUCUGGUAGCUUGUAAAUCAAUAAGUAAUUUACGUAAAGCUGCAGCCGAAGAAGUGGUUGAAAAAGUUCGACAGCAUAGCGGUGUACUCGUGGAACAGGCAAAACUUGUAUCAGAAGAACUAAUUCGGGUUGCAAUACUUUGGCACGAAAUGUGGCAUGAGGCAUUAGAAGAAGCUAGUCGCUUGUAUUUCGGUGAACAUAAUAUUGAGGGGAUGCUAAAGGUGUUAGAGCCAUUGCAUGACAUGCUCGAAGAAGGCGUUUUGAAGAAUAGUACCACCAUAAAAGAGAGAGCUUUCAUUGAGGCAUAUCGUCAUGAAUUACAAGAGGCCUAUGAAUGUUGCAUGAAAUAUAAGAGAACAGGAAAAGAUGCUGAGCUAACUCAGGCAUGGGAUCUCUAUUAUCACGUAUUCAGACGGAUAGAUAAGCAGCUUCAAAGUCUUACCACCCUGGACCUGCGGUCUGUCUCCCCGGAGUUGUUAGAAUGUCGCGAUUUGGAGCUAGCUGUUCCUGGGACAUAUCGAGCUGAUUCACCAGUGGUGACAAUUGCGUCGUUCGCACCUCAGCUCGGUAUUAUACCAUCUAAACAGCGGCCUCGGAAAUUGACAAUUCAUGGGAGUGAUGGUGAUGAUUAUGCCUUCUUGCUAAAGGGACAUGAAGAUUUACGGCAAGAUGAACGUGUCAUGCAGCUUUUCGGUUUGGUGAAUACUCUGUUGGAGAAUUCUUGGAAAACUGGAGAAAAGGAUCUAUCUAUUCAACGAUAUGAUGUCAUUCCCUUAUCUCCAAACAGUGGAUUGAUUGAGUGGGUCCCAAAUUGUGACACCCUUCACCAGCUCAUUCGAGAGUACAGAGAAGCCAGAAAGAUUGCUCUGAAUCAAGAGCACAGAAAUAUGUUGAGUUUUGCCCCAGAUUAUGAUCAUUUGCCACUCGUUGCUAAAGUGGAAGUGUUCGAGUAUGCCCUCGAAACUACUGAAGGAAAUGACUUAGCCAGGGUUCUUUGGUUGAAAAGUCGGACUUCUGAGGUAUGGCUUGAGAGGAGGACAAAUUAUACUAGAAGUUUAGCAGUCAUGAGCAUGGUUGGUUACCUUCUUGGCUUAGGUGAUCGUCAUCCAAGUAAUCUUAUGCUACACCGCUCUAGUGGCAAGAUCUUGCACAUUGAUUUUGGAGACUGCUUUGAAGCUUCAAUGAACCGGGAGAAGUUUCCUGAGAAGGUACCCUUCCGCUUGACUAGAAUGCUUGUGAAAGCUAUGGAGGUUAGUGGCAUUGAGGGCAACUUCCGUUCAACUUGUGAAAAUGUGAUGCAAGUUCUCCGAACAAAUAAAGAUAGUGUCAUGGCUAUGAUGGAGGCCUUUGUUCACGAUCCUCUUAUCAAUUGGCGUCUUUUCAACUUCAAUGAAGUCCCACAAAUUGCAGUGUUUGCGAGCACUAAUGCCCCCACUGUUGUGAAUGCUGAAGACUCUGCUGCAAAUAAAGAACUUCCUCAACCUCAACGGAGCGCUUUUGAAAGGGAAAUCCUUCAGGCUGUUAAUCAACUCGGUGAUGCUAAUGAAGUCUUGAAUGAGCGUGCUGUAGUUGUAAUGGACCGUAUGAGUAAUAAACUUACUGGACGUGACUUUUCUCCAGUAUCCACCAGUUCUAUUCAACACGGUGUUGACCAGGCCACCUUAAUUUCUGGAGAUACCCGUGAAGUUGAUCACGGAUUGUCUGUUAAACUGCAAGUUCAAAAGUUGAUUAUCCAAGCUACAUCACAUGAAAAUUUGUGCCAAAAUUAUGUCGGGUGGUGUCCUUUUUGGUAAGCGGAAAACUGUUGUAAAUAUUGUAUAUAUUUUGUACAGACCUGGACCUUUUGAUGAAACCUUUUGCUACUACUCAAUUAUUUUAUUAUUGUAUAGACGCAAUUCCAAUCAAGAAAACCUGCAUCAUUUUUCAUCUCA